Ruditapes philippinarum (Manila clam) is the source of this 8673-nucleotide messenger RNA. Its product is annotated as transient receptor potential cation channel subfamily M member-like 2. The coding region runs from base 72 to 4370 and encodes 1432 amino acids. Gene Ontology annotation, cellular component: membrane. Lineage: Eukaryota; Metazoa; Mollusca; Bivalvia; Venerida; Veneridae. Gene Ontology annotation, biological process: calcium ion transmembrane transport. The record is from RefSeq and is a predicted model, not a curated record. Gene Ontology annotation, molecular function: ligand-gated calcium channel activity. The transcript has 24 exons.
AAUGGAUUCCAGAUGUAACUUGUAAAACUGCAUAGAUAUUAGAUCAUCUGGAAUAAAGUUAGGAAGGAAAAAUGGCCGACAGUCGUGUGUUCCCGGGAACAUCUGACAUGGAUGUUGGAUAUUCCACGGCAGAUUAUAGGGGGGCAGCUAUCUCAUCAGUGUCGAAUGUUGAGAUGGAGUCUCAACGCAACCGGAUGACUUUGGAAGAGGCUCGAUGGAUUGGAGUACGCAAGAAGGUUCCUGGUAUGUCAGGGAUUCCUAAGAAAGCAAAGAGUGUUGGUCGUAGUCAGAGUGGAUCAGUGUUUUAUGUUGAAGAGGAAGACCCUUAUCAACAGAAAAUCAAAGAGAUUCGGGUGUUUGUUCGCAACCAUUUUCGUCAGAAGGAAUGUGCAUCUUUUGUGCCAAAGCCUGGGCAAACCACAGGACCUAAAGCUAAAAAGAAAAUCAGAGAUCUCCAAUGUCAUUGUGGAGAGGUAUUGAUGGAGCAUGCAGGCAUGCAAGGACCAUUUCCCCAUUUCUCAUCAGCUGAUAUGAUGCUGGAAUAUCUUGUACCUAAAGAGCUACAAAAGUUAAUGUCGAGAGAACGACGUCAGGACCCACCUCCUGAGAAACUCCCGGCAGUCACCUGGAAGAAAGAUAUUAGAACAACAGCUUCAUGUGCAUUUGGUAAAAUAAAUUUUGAGAAUGUGGAACAUUCAGGCGGCAAAAAACCAGCAAAGUAUAUUCGAAUGACAGAUGAAGAUUCUGUUGAUAAUUUGAUUGAACUGAUGAAGGAACACUGGAAAAUUAUGGAACCUGAACGGCCAAAUUUGGUCAUCUCUGUUGUGGGCGGAGCCAAAAACUUUAAAUUAGAUGGAAGAAUGAGGGAUACAUUCUCCACUGGUUUGAUAAAGGCAGCAAAGACAACGUCAGCAUGGCUUAUAUCAUCAGGGUUCAAUAUGGGUGUGAUGAAAGCUGUGGGUCAAGCUGUAAGACAGGGUCAGUCAUUUUGCUGGGACAAUGACCGCAUGGUUCAUGUACUACGCUGUAUAGGUAUUGCACCAUGGGGUUACGUGAAAAAUAGACGCGUUCUGGAGAGUGUUGAUGGACAGGGAAAGUUUAAUGCAGAUUUCAGAACCAGUAACGUUAUUCUCCAUGACUCGGCUGUGCCAUUAAAUCCUGACCACACCCACUUUAUAUUUGUGGAUGAUGGCUAUAGGAUAAGAUAUGGAGGUGUGGCAGGUAUCAGAGCCAAACUUGAGCAGAAAAUAUCACAGCCUCAAGCAGAGGGAGGUUUAGGUAUACCGGUUGUACUUGUCGUAGUUGAGGGUGGUACUGAUUGUAUCAAUGAUGCCAGGACGUCAAUCGAGCACAAGAUUCCCGUCGUCGUUUGUGCGGGUACUGGUAGAGCUGCUGAUAUCAUUGCAUACGCUUACACUCAUACAAAAACAAGUUCCGGUGGAAUCCGAAGUAUGAAAGAGAAACAUGAGCUUAAACUCAUGGACAAAAUCUUUGAUGCUUAUGGUAAGAAUUGGAAAGACGAGGAAAUACAGAAAAAGACGAUAGACAUCAAAGAGUCCGUACAGAUCUGCUGUCAAAAUUCUGACCUGUUGACUGUGUUUCAUAUGAACAAACAUGAAGAUUUAGACUUGUCCAUUCUCUCAGUCUUGUUGAAAGCUAAGAAAGGAGCAGAUGAAGAGCAGAGAUUGAGUCAAUUAAAGCUAGCACUGACCUGGGAUAGGGUUGAUAUAGCACAAGAAGAAAUCUUCAGGGAGGAUGUACUGUGGAGCACAGGAAGUUUGGAUGACAUUUUAACAGAAGCUCUGCUGACGAACAAGGUUAAGUUUGUACUGCUGAUAUUACAACAGGGUGUAGUAAUGAAGGAAUAUCUUACUGUACAAGUACUAGAGAGAUUAUAUAAAGAUGUGCCAAAACAUAACUUUUUAUAUAAGCUACUACAUAGACUGACUGGGAAGGAAGAUUUGAGUUUAGAGAAUGUAUGUAUCUUGUUGAAACGAUUACUGGAUAGAUAUGAUACAUUUGAUGAAACACUUGAGGACGUUGAUGCAGAAAAAGAUAUAGUUAAAGACAGAAAGUUAAGACGAUUCAAGAGACCCUACAAAAUGUUGCUGGUGUGGGCAUUAUUGAUGAAACGACAAACACUUGCGAAGCUUUUUUGGGAGCUAGGAGAAGAACCAGUCACUAGUGCUCUAGCUGCCACCAGGAUUUAUCAUGCCAUGGCCAAAAACUUACCCAGACACGAAUCCCACCUGAAAGAAAGUUUCUAUGAAUGUGAAAAUGAGUUUGAGAAACUGGCAACUGAGGUACUAAAUGAAUGCCACCACAAGGACCCAGACAAGGCCAUGAUGAUUGCCGAGCGCAAAUCUCCGUGCUGGAACGAGAUGACCUCAUUUCAGAUUGCAGCAGCAGCAACAGAUCAGGUGUUCCUGUCAUCAGUCACGUGUUUUUCUUCGUUAAACGUUAUCUGGAAACACGGAAUUCUCUUUUCCUGGUUAAAGAUGAUAUUUGCUAUGUUUUUCCCACCAUACAUUGCAUUUGGUUUAGAGAUUUUGAGUUUGGGAGAGAAUAAGUUGACAUGGAUACAGAAGAUGGGCAUUUUCUAUUCUUCACCAAUGGCAAAGUUUGCCUAUGGAAUGGUGAUGUACAUUGUGUUUCUAGUACUACAUUCGUACAUGGUACUGGUGGAUUUUAAACCUGAUCAUGUGACACCAUUGGAGAUCAUCAUGAUCAUCUGGGUGUUUUCUUUCUUCAUAGAUGAUGUACACACUUUUAUAGCAUUCCCGUCACCUACAACAAAAUCAAAGAUUAGAGACUGGUAUGGGUUUUUAAAAUGGCUGGACCUCGCUAACUUUAUUUUGGCAUUUACUGCUUUUAUUGUACACCAUUUUAAGGACCACUAUCAAGUUACGAAGGUGUUUUACUGUAUUAACUCGAUCAUAUUCUUCCUGCGAAUUAUGAAGAUCUACGUAACCAAUGGUCAACUUGGGCCAAAAAUAUUCAUGAUACAAAGAAUGUUGGACGAGUUGAGGAUGUUUGUAAUGGUGUUGUUUGUGUUCUUAUUGGCAUAUGGGGUGGCAAGCCAGGGUUUACUGUAUGAUAUACGAACACCAUCAUGGGCUAUACUGAAAGAUAUUGUAUAUUUUCCGUACUGGCAGUUGUAUGGUGAAAUAUUUCUAGAAGAGAUAGAUGCAGGGGAUACCUGUGUAGCGGGAUCAGCUGAUUGUAAAACCGGACAUUGGUUGAUCAAAUUUCUACUGGCUGCAUACCUACUGGUCGGAAAUAUCUUACUUCUUAAUUUACUCAUUGCCAUAUUUAGUCAUGUGUUUGACAAGGUUGAAAAAAAUUCCAAUGAGAUUUGGAAAUACCAGAUGUAUUUUCUGGUGAUGGAAUAUGAGAAGAAAACAGCGCUGGUUCCCCCUUUAUCUCUAUUUCAACAUGUGUUCCUUAUAGCAUCCUGGAUUGUCAAAAAGACUUGCCAGAGAAAAGUCAGAACAGGUCAGAAUUUUGGCAGACGACACUUGGAAUACCUUCAGUUAUUUGAGAAAGAGAUGAUGAUGAACUAUUUGCGACAGUUGAAAGCAGAAGAAAUGUCCGGAAUAGAGAUGACAGUCAACAAACUUCAAAAACGAGUUGAUGAGUUAACAAAACUGAUAGAGGAUGAAGUGAUUGCCGAUCAACAACCAAAUAUCAGUUCAUAUGAAACAAUGGGCACUUCAACAAUAAAAAGUAAUUUAGCCAGCUCAAAGAAAGAGGAUAUUUCUAAGCUUGAGCCUGUUGAGGAAGAAGAUGAAGAAACUACCAAAAAGAAGAAAAAGAAACACAAGAAAGAAAAGAAGAGAAAACAAAAAGAGGGAGAAGAAAUAGAUAGAGAAACUAAGGACAAUCAAAACAAGGGAGAUAAUUAUGAGAAAAAGUUAAGCAAUAUCGUUUUGCCACAAAAUAUUCAAGGAGAAGUUGUUGAUAAGCCUGAACCGGCAGAAAAAUUGUUCCAUAAAACUGAGCGCGGUCUUAGACCCGUAUUAUCUAUACAAGAUGAUUCAGGGACAGAUAAUAUGCCCAGUCCGUAUCCGUCACGAAGGGGAACCAGCGGAAGUUUAGAUGUCAAGCCGGUGAUGACACAUAUAUCUAACGUUAGUAUGCAGUGGAGUCCACGGAGAAAUUUGUCCGUGCGAGAUUUGUCGGACGAUGAAAAUGAGGUUAAAUCUCAUAAAGGUUUACGGAAAAGAAUGACUCAAGAAAGAAUGCAGAGGUACAUCUCGUCGGAUAGUGAGAACGACCUGGAAGGAGAAUCUGGCGGGAGAUUUUCAUCAAAGCUGAAAAAACAGAAGAAAAAGAAGAAGAGAUCUCGUCAAGAUAGUGAUACAGAAUAACCCGUGUUCUACUAAAUAUUAUUUAUAGUCUUGUAGUGACUUCAUUACUUACUGUUUUGUUCUCAGUUGAGGGGGCGUCCGUGGCUGAGUGGUUAAGGUCAUUUACUUCAAACCACUUGCCCCUCACCGCUGUGGGUUCAAAUCCCGACAGGGACUUUGGAUUCUUUCAUGUGAGGAAGCUAUCGAGCUAGCUUACGGAAUGUCGGUGGUUCCACUCAGGUGCCCAUUCGUGCCUGAAAUAAUGCACGGAAGGGCACCUGAGGUCUUCCUCCACCAGUAAAGCUGGAACGUCGCCAAAUGACCUAUACUGUGUUGGUGUGACGUAAAACCAAAAAACAAACAAACAAAAGAUAAAAUCAUGUUUUAAGAAAAAAUGAAAUAGUCCUUUUUAUAACAAGUUUUUACACAUUUGGGUGGAAACAAAAGUUAUUUCAGAAUAUAUGAACUAAAUAUUAAGUCAAAGCUUAAUUAUUUAAUUGGUAAGUGUGAAAUAUACAGUAAAGAAGUCAAGUUAAUUUUUAAGUGCUGAUUAAAUUUUAUUUUUUGUAAAAAUUGAGUGAAAGCUACAUUAAUUUGUUGAAAUAAUAUGUGUAAAAUGCAAAGUAAAAGCUGAAUUAUUAAAGUGUUCCAAGUGUUAUAUGAUUGUGAAGAAAACAAUUUUGUUAAUUAUAUUAUUGUAAUUUUUGUACCACAUAUAUCUCAAACAGUGCUUUUUUUUAGCCAUAGAAAAACAUCCAUCUAGAAAUACGUGUGAAUGUUUUGUAAUUUUUACUCAUAUUUUUACUCGGACCUUAAUGCAAAAGAAAUUAUCAUUAUCAACUUAUUAUUUGAAAAAAAAAGUGACAUAUUUUUUUCAUAUGAAAAUGUUUGUUUACAUCAUUUUGAGACGGGGUUACUGCAGGAUACCUUUCACUUGUUGAAAUUUUGGAAAAUGCAUGGGUAGGGGUUUUUAUUGGGGAUUUUAGAGUUACGGAAAGUAAGACAAAAAAUGAAAAAAACUGUUACUAGGUAACAAUAUUUUCAGGUCACAAUGUAUAUGCUGAAAAGGCAAAACAUUCGAAAACCGAAUUUGUUUGAAUUAAAUUAGAACUUUUUUUCUAAUACAUAUUGGAAAAUCAUAACUUUUGGUUUUUGGAAUGCCUUUCUUAUCUAAUGUAAUUGACCAUGAAAAGAGAGCUAGUGUGAGGAUAAUACAGAAAUUAUAACUGUAAUAAUGGCACAUUAUGCCUCAGAAAUUGAUAUUUUUUUCAUUUAUCAAGAAAAGUCAUACAUGAGUUUGAUGAAAUUUAACCAAUGGAUUUAGAGCAUGUAAGAUGUUGUACAUCUAAAGAAAGUAGUGCCGAACGUGAAAUAAUGCGCCAUGAAGAUAGGAAAAUGUAAACGAAAUAGUAUUUUGACUUCCAUACAAAUUACUAAUUCACUAUAAUUAUACUAAUUGCCAACAGAGAAAACGCAAAACAUAGUUAAUAUAUGUGGCAAAUGAGUAUUUGUUUGAAACUGCAACAAGAUACCAAAACAAAAGCAUUUUGAGAAAUGAAAAUGAUAGCAUUUCUGAGGCAUAAUGGGACUUUAAAAAUUGACUAGUGCACAUACUGAGAAAUACCUUCCCAAAAAAAGACCUUAUAUUAUAUAUUUAUAGACUGAAUUAGAUUAGAAAUGAAUAUUGUUGUAUAUGAUAUGUUAUCUGUGAUAUUAUAUACUUAUAUAUAACUGUUUUUAGAGACUUAUUUGUAAUAUUUAUUAUUUAUAUUAUGUAGUGAAAACUAUAUGUUUAUGUUAAAACAUUCCAACCUGAUUUCCUUUUUAAAGGUAAUUGUCUUUCAACAUUAUCUUGUACAUUUUACAUGGUGUUGUUAAAUAUCUGAUAACCAUUGCUCUUUUAAUAUUCAUGAUCUUAUUUCAACAUUUUGUUUUUUAUCAUGUUUUUUAUAUUAUUAUUUAGUUUUUGUUCAAAAUUUCUUGUUACCUUAUAGAUUUAUUACAAUUAUUGAUCAAAUAUUCCUUCAGAUGGCUUCAAAUAAGCCACAGAAGAAUGAUAACAUUUAGUUAUGAAGUUGUGCAGAUUUUUGUUCAAAUUGAAUUAAAUAUUCAACACUUGCAUACAUAAUGCCAUUUAGGUAGCAAAGUCAUUCCAGAUCACACUAGUGCACAAUACAGAUUUUUUGUAGAGUUGUAUUUGUGCAUGUGGGCAUAUGUAUUAGAUACAGCCAAAUAUGUAUGCAGAUAUAUAGUAUUUUCACACUUUUUUUCAUUUUCAAAAUUUUGCUGGAUAAGUUAGAUUAUUUUGAUUAUUUCGAUUUCAUUUAAAACAAAAAACCUGCUGACAAUAAAACAAGUGUAAUACAUUUCAGAACCCAAUAUUUUUAUGUUUUUUUUAAAACCAAUUAAUGAAUAGUGACGUAGGUAUAUUUUACCCAAAAUGCAUCAUAUACUGCUAGAUAGAUAUAUAAUAACUCAGUUUCAGAAUGUAUCUUUAAAGAUUCCUUGUUAUUAGGUUCUUAACUUUUAGCCUGCGGAUGGUGACUCAGAACCUCAAGCCGAUCGGUACAGACCAAGGUCAGUCAGCUCAUCUAUGCCGUCUGAGCAUACAGUCUGCAUUGUUUGCUAUUUAGUCAGUACAUAUUUUGAAAUUUUCUCUAAAAAUGAUGAAUGUUUUUUUUUCCAUUUUGAAAGAUGGAUGGACAGGUCCAUUUAAUAUAUUUAGGUUGGUAAGGGUUAAUAAUAAGGAUUAAUAGGAAGGUUAUCAUGUUACGGGCAGUCUGUAACUAAAGGCACCUUAUAGAUAGUUAGAUUGAUGGCCUCACAUCCAUUAUUGUUUUUUAUACUUCCAGGAACUUAGGAUUCUUUCAUAUGAAGAACUGUCCAGCAAGUAUAUUUAAGAUCACACAUACUACUCAGGUGCCCACUUUUAAAAAAAAAUGCAGACAGAAAAACUGAUCCCUGAUGACUUUAGUGAGAAUGAAGUUGAUUUUUUAACAGUUCAGAUCUAAGUUGUACUGUUAGUUGACUAACAUAUGUCUGACAUUUAACUGACAUAAAAUCAAAAUAGAAAGUUGGAUACAGACUGGCAUUUUAAGGUCAAGGACAGUAACGGGUCUCUGUAUAACCUAUGAUGAUACCUUUUUUCUUAUCAAGGUCAAUAAAAGAUCACUUCGAUGAAUACGAUGAUGUAUUUUUAUUAACAGAAUAAGUUUUUAAAUCAUAAUUAUUGUAGAAUAGUUUAAAGAUUAACUUCAUUUAUAACAAUCACAGAUCAUUUCUCUCUUUGAGAUUCAAUUUUGAAUGACCUUUACUUUAAAAGGUUAAAAAGAGAUUCAAGUAACCAACCAUAUAUCAUCUUAUAUAUACAUGUAUACACCAAUCUGAUAUUAUAUCUCAGACUUGAACUAGAUUUAGAUUGCUCAAAGUUCAAGUUAUUUAUCCGUCCAUGAGUAAAUUUUUACAUAGUUAUCAUGUAACAAUCUUUUUAUUUGAUUUUACUUUUAUAUAUUUGAUAUUUAGAUGCUUUGCAAUUCUGCAGAUGAUUUUUGAUGUAUAUAAUAAAUAUGUUGCAUGUAUGUGCUGGCCACAACUGAUUUGUACGAAACUCAGUAGUUCUCAAAAUUUGAAUAAAUCCCAGUUUAUAUAUGAUAGUCUAAUGGGCAUUUUGAAUUUUGGAGAUGCUAAAAAAGAAUUUUUAUAAAAUCAUAUGUUCAGUUAACAAAUUGUCAAAUAUCUGUAAUUUAUAAAACACUUAAGAUGCCCACUUCAAAGGCACUUCAGGGUGACUGAAAUAAUGCACGGAAGGGCUUUUGAGGUUCCCCCCCCCACAAGUAAAGCUGAAAAGUCCCCAUAUGACCUUGACCUUUUUAGUAAAUGUAUAUAACCUUACACUUAGCUGCCAACUAUAAAAACUUGUAUAAUUUUAACAUUUUAUGUGACAUGCAAGCUAGUUUUCACAGUAACUAAUGUAGUGAAGAACUAUUUUGCAUAUAUAACAUGUUAUAGUUAUAAUUUUGAUACAGUAUACGAGUGCCUAAAACCUUACUUUGUACACAAGCAAAUACAUUUUUUUCUUCAUUUUUAGCUCGACUUUUCUAUGAAAAGGGGAGCUAUCCUACUCGCCCCGGCGUCGGCGUCGGCGUUAGCGUUAGCGUUGGCGUCACACCUUGGUUAAGUUUUUCGUACCACCCCACUUUAUUUCAGAAGUAUUACAAGUAUGGCUUUGAAACUUACCAUACUUGUUCACCAUCAUAACCUCCAUCUACAGACAAGAGUACAUAACUCUGUCAAGGUUUUUGACAGAAUUAUGGCCCUUUUUUGA